AUGAGCAAUGUCAAUUUGAUGAGGAAAAAUAGCGAUGUAGCGACUGAGAAUGUUACAGAUUUUUGUGGGCCGACAUCAAGUAGUGACUAUAACACAGACAGUAGUUGCCUUCCACGAAUAUGCGAGGAAACAAAUUCUUCGAAAGAAGUAGUGUCCACUGAGGUUGAUUCGAUCUCAAGUAAUUCAGAGGCUGUGGAACAUAAUAUUUUUGACAUUCCUCUAGAUAUUACUAACAUGGAUGUGAUUUUCGAAGAAAAUAUUAACAAUAUUGAAAUAACAAGUCUUUCAGGCACGCAAACCGAAAACCCAGAUUUAGUUGACGAUUCAACUCUAUUGAAUUAUGCCAUUGAGAGAGUUUCAGACCAUGAGGAAUACCAAGAAAUUGUUGUAAAUGACCAAGUAGGAGGAGAAAUUGAGGAAGAAGGUGAUGAUUAUAUUCGAGGCAAUGCAGAGGUAUGCUCUCCUAGUGAUGAAGCACCAUCAGUUGAUGAAAAGAUGCAAGAAGAGUUCGGAAUGAAAAGAAAAAAAAAAGGAAACCAAAGAGAAAUUCGCAAGGCAAAAAGAAACAGAGGCGAGUUUUAUAUAGGACAUAAAAAUAAGGAAAAACAAGGAAAGAAUGUUAAAGAGAAUCCUUGCAUUGAAGGCUGUGCGAAUUCUUGUAAAGAUAUAGGUGAAGAUCGAAGAAAAUUAUUAUUUGAAAAUUACUGGGCUUUGAGCCACCAACGAAAAAAAGAUUUUAUAGUCAAUCACAUUGAUAUCCAUGAAGUGAAACGUAGAAGGAUUGAAACAGAGAGUAGAAAAUCUCUGACAAGGAACUAUUUCUUACCAAAAGGUGAUGAAAAAAUCAAAGUUUGUAGGCGCUUUUUCAUGAGAACACUUGACGUAUCAGAUAAAUUACUCCGUUAUACCGAAAACAGCAGGAGUGACAUUGAAACAUCAAAAAUUUAUGAACGUGGAAAACACGAUCCCAAGAAUAAAACUCCUGCUUCAUACACUGAUUACGUAAUUUCCUUCAUCAAUAAACUACCAGCGGUUCCGUCACACUAUUGCAGAAAAGACGGUACUCGCAAAUAUUUACCAACUGAGUUUAAGAAUAUUUCAAACCUAUACAGAAUUUAUGGAAAAUUCAUGGAUCAAGAAAAUAUUAACAAAAAACCCAAUAAAGUAAGCUUACAAGUUUUCAAAAAGAUCUUCAAAAAUGACUUCAAUAUAGGGUUCCACAUACCUAAAAAGGACAAGUGCUUGAAAUGUGAGAAAUACAAAAAUUCUCAGAAUGAUCUUAUAAAUGAAGAACAACAGAGUGAAUAUAGCCAGCAUAUCAGAGAAAAAGAGUUACAAAUAAAACAUUCAAUGAAGAUCAGAAAAGAGGAAAGACUAGGGCUGAAGUAUAAUGUGAAGAAGAAAGCUGCGAAUAAUAAAAAAGAGUAUGCUUGUACCGGAGGGGGCCCAGCUAAGGAAACACCUUCAACUGAUUGGGAAAUUGAAAUUUUAGGUAUCUUGGGAAAAACAUUCUUCGAAGGUGUUGAUAGUAGUUAG
Molecule: messenger RNA, 1536 nt
Organism: Phaedon cochleariae (mustard beetle)
Lineage: Eukaryota; Metazoa; Arthropoda; Insecta; Coleoptera; Chrysomelidae
Source: the annotation of a GenBank genome assembly